AUGAACUCGACCCCAGACCUCUAUCAAACAAUUGCCAGACUCCAUCUAGGAAAGGCGCGUAAACAAUCAGUCUCUUUUACCCUUAGAGAGCAGAAGAUAACUCAAGAAGCUAUGGAGAGCGCAACCGGCAGCAAUCUGACUCCCUCGUCAAAAGCACUUAGUGAAGAUGAUAAAGUUCUUGUCAGGGACACGUGGAGGGAAGCGACAAAGCCAGAAAGAGAGGCCGGACAAAAAUUGUUCAAAAGGAUAUUUCAAAUCGCUCCCGAAGCCCAGGACUAUUUCUCCAGCUCCGACUUAGAGAGCGACGAAUUCCAAGGUCAUAUCACGUCAGUUAUCAGUACCUUAGAUAAAGCUUUACAAAAUCUAGACGACCUAACCCCUUUACUACCUACUCUGGAGAGACUGGGAACAAUUCAUGCCAACAUGGGAAUAAAAAGACAGCAGCUUAACGUAGUGAAACAAGCAUUGCUGUUCACACUUUCCCAAGAAUUACGAGAGCUCUUCACUGAUGAAUGCCGCAAAGCCUGGGAGCUGACAUUCGACAUUUUGGCGGAUGCCAUGGCGACAGGAAUGGUUGCUAAUAGUAACGAUGACUAGUCAGAAUUUGCGAGAACUUUCUCGCAACUGAAGUCAACGAACUGUAAAAAGCGAAAAAGUUUGGAAACCACACUUAUUGAGGAAAGUUAGUGAGGUAACAUGUCAGGUUAAAGCAGCUCUGAAACUCAUUCUA
Molecule: messenger RNA, 730 nt
Organism: Pocillopora verrucosa
Lineage: Eukaryota; Metazoa; Cnidaria; Anthozoa; Scleractinia; Pocilloporidae
Product: neuroglobin-like
Biological process (GO): oxygen transport; response to hypoxia
Molecular function (GO): oxygen carrier activity; oxygen binding; heme binding
Source: RefSeq, a predicted model, not a curated record